AUGGCUGGAAUAGUAGUCUUAGAUUCAAUUCAGUUAUUGGUGGCAAUUUCAAUAUUCAGUUUAACUGAUGGGUUAUAUUUUCAUCUGAGUGAGACGAGCAAGAAAUGUUUUAUUGAAGAAGUACCAGAAAAUACCCUUGUUACUGGGAUUUACAGACUGUUGGUUUACGACGAGAACUCGAAAAUAUUUCUACCGGCCAAUCGGUUCGGUGUUCACAUCGAUGUAACCGGCCCGGACGGUUCCGUCACACUUUCGAGAAUUUACGCUGCUGACGGUCGAUUGACGUUCACAUCAGCAAUGCCUGGUGAGCAUGUCAUCUGCAUCAAUUCAAAUUCAUCGGCUUGGUAUGGUGGCUCUCAAAUGGAAGUUCACUUGGAAAUAAGGUCAGGUCAGCACGAUUACCUUUCAAUUCAAAGUAAGAAGCAGCUACCAGAGCUGCAGCUGCGCGUCAAGCAGCUACUGACGCACGUGCAGACGAUAAUAAAAGAACAACAAUACCAAAAAUACAGGGAAAGACAAUUUAGAACCACGAGUGAGAGUACGUACAAACGAGUCUGGCUCUGGGCUUUAAUACAAUCCACCAUUGCCAUCUUCAUCACCAUGUAUCAACUCUUGUCACUAAGGAAACUUUUCUUCAAGAAGAAAUUAAUAUAA
Messenger RNA from Helobdella robusta, 654 nucleotides. RefSeq lists its product as hypothetical. Gene Ontology annotation, cellular component: endoplasmic reticulum; Golgi apparatus; endoplasmic reticulum-Golgi intermediate compartment. Lineage: Eukaryota; Metazoa; Annelida; Clitellata; Rhynchobdellida; Glossiphoniidae. Gene Ontology annotation, biological process: Golgi organization; intracellular protein transport; endoplasmic reticulum to Golgi vesicle-mediated transport. The record is from RefSeq and is a predicted model, not a curated record. The coding region runs from base 1 to 654 and encodes 217 amino acids. The transcript is spliced from 5 exons.